CUCCCUCCGUCUCUCUCCUCAGGCUGCCCUUUCGGAGCUUCUCUCUCUCGAGCUCGCGCACGCAAAAAAUUCCCCUUUUGACUAAAAGUUUUUCACAGCUAAUUUCCAUUUGAUUUUGAUCUCUCCAUUCACUUAAAACUGUAUUUAUCAUUUGUGGGUCGCCAACAAUCGGAAUCACUUCGGCUUAUGUGGUUUUUGCUAUUGGGUAUGGUGCUUUGAUCAGUAUUAGGGUUUUCUAAGAGAUGGGUACAGCGUCAGACUCUGAAAAGGUUGCGGAGAAAUCUGAAAAAUGGAAGAACUUGAAUAAGAAGAAGAAUGAUAGGAAAGAUUUCGAUGAGAGAGAAGGUGGGUUUUGGUUCAGAAUCAAGUUCAUGUUCGGUUGCAUCUCUUCUAGAUCAAAGGUUGACAGCUCAAUGAGUGCCACCACCAUCACUGCAGCAGAAGCCAAACCUGUUAACGAGAAGCAAAAAGAUCAACCAGUUCCCUCUACGGCUAAUAGCAAUGCAGAGAGCACGAGCUCGACCCCUCUAAUGAGUGGGGAACUGAAGAUUUCUUCUCAACUGAGGAAGUUCAUGUUCAACGACCUCAAGUUAGCCACUAGGAAUUUCAGACCGGAGUCUCUUCUGGGCGAGGGCGGGUUUGGUUGCGUCUUUAAAGGAUGGAUAGAAGAGAAUGGGACUGCUCCUGUCAAGCCCGGAACCGGUCUGACAGUGGCUGUUAAAACUCUGAACACAGAUGGGCUUCAGGGUCACAAGGAAUGGCUUGCCGAGAUUAACUUCCUUGGGAACCUUGUACACUCCAACCUAGUUAAGUUGGUUGGAUAUUGCAUUGAAGACGAUCAGAGGCUCCUGGUCUACGAGUUUAUGCCUCGGGGAAGUUUAGAGAACCACCUUUUCAGGAGAACACUGCCCCUUCCUUGGGCUGUCAGAAUGAAAAUCGCACUUGGUGCCGCAAAAGGUCUUGCCUUUCUCCACGAGGAAGCCGAAAAACCAGUCAUAUAUCGUGAUUUCAAAACGUCGAAUAUCUUACUAGAUGCGGACUAUAAUGCGAAACUGUCAGAUUUCGGUCUUGCAAAAGAUGCUCCAGACGAGGGAAAAUCCCAUGUAUCAACCCGAGUCAUGGGAACUUAUGGUUAUGCUGCCCCCGAAUAUGUAAUGACUGGGCACCUGACAUCCAAGAGUGACGUUUACAGCUUCGGAGUAGUGUUACUAGAAAUACUAACUGGGAGAAGAUCCAUGGAUAAAAACCGUCCAAACGGGGAACAAAACUUGGUUGAAUGGGCGAGACCGCAUCUCCUAGACAAGAAACGUUUCUACCGGUUGUUAGAUCCUCGGUUAGAGGGUCACUUCUCGAUCAAAGGUGCCCAGAAGGCUACACAGCUCGCCGCCCAAUGCCUUAGCCGGGACUCGAAAGCUAGACCCAAGAUGAGCGACGUGGUUGAAGCCUUGAAGCCAUUACCGGGUCUCAAAGACUUUGCCAGCUCGUCUUAUUCAUUCCAAACGAUGCAGCCCGUUGUCAAGAACGGGUUCAGGACUCAAGGGGGAGGGUUUGUGUCGAGAAAUGGACAGCCUUUGAGGAGCUUAUCUAGCUUGAACCUUCCUCAAGGAUCGCCUUAUAGGAAUUCACGUCAGUCGCCAAAGCCCAAGGGAAAAGAACCAUGACUCCUCCCACCACAUAUUACAUAUUCAGAGAAUCUGACUGACUUGACAAGCUUUUACCUCAUCGGGAAGGCCAUCCCCUCCUGUUUCAUGAUUGGUGAAGGUGAAGGUGAGAGAUCUUUGCUUGGGUUUGUAUCAUGGAAGCUGGCAAAUGUCUCAUCAUCAUGUCUCUGAUGGUGAAAAAAGAAAGAAGGAUGUUUUUGUUUUGUGAAAUUGUUUGUAUGUGCAGGGUGAUGUAAAGUUUGACAGAGAAUGUAAAAAGUUCCUUGAAGAAUCUUGUGGCUUUGAUUUGCUC
This is a messenger RNA of Tarenaya hassleriana, 1953 nucleotides long. RefSeq names its product probable receptor-like protein kinase At5g15080. Gene Ontology annotation, biological process: protein phosphorylation. Gene Ontology annotation, molecular function: ATP binding; protein kinase activity. The transcript has 6 exons. NCBI's taxonomy places the organism in Eukaryota, Viridiplantae, Streptophyta, Magnoliopsida, Brassicales, Cleomaceae. Bases 243 to 1661 code for a protein of 472 amino acids. The record is from RefSeq and is a predicted model, not a curated record.